Messenger RNA from Dermacentor andersoni, 1837 nucleotides. The record is from RefSeq and is a predicted model, not a curated record. NCBI's taxonomy places the organism in Eukaryota, Metazoa, Arthropoda, Arachnida, Ixodida, Ixodidae.
AACUUGUCCUCGGGAAUCUGAGUCAUUCACCAUUAAUUUUAUCUUGGAAGUACCUAACAUUCCUGGAUUUUGAAGAAAAAUGGUGAACAGUCAGAGCUGCUUCUGAGCAGCACAGUCGACAGCAACGUAGCCGCCUCUAAUGAUGAUGACUUUCCGUGAGGAAGAAGUUGAUGAUACUGAGGAAGACAUCUUUGGCGGCAGCGACGGUGGCAGCGGCAGCCGCACUGGUGCGAGCGGAGGAACAGGUCCAGCAGGUCCUCUAGUACCGGCCACCCCUGGAAUGCCCGUAACCCCUGGAGCACCGACACAGCCAGUAACCACCCCGCCUCCGACCACCAGUCGAAUGUUAACAAGCAAACCUUCAAGCCCGCCUACCACGCCGACUACAACAUCUACUCCAAAAAUUACAACAACAUCUACUCCAAGAAUUACGACUACGUCAAUACCAACAACGACAGUGGAUCCCAAUACUAAGAGGCCACUGCCGCUCGACGCACUGAUUUGCACACUAGAAUCCCCAUUCCGAAGAGAUCUUUUGGGAGUCCCGCCGGACGGGCUUUGCACGAUUGUGGUGGCCUACCCGUUCUACGAACCUUUUGACUUGGAACUCUUCCCAACAAAGUAUUACUCGUUCAGGCAUUUUGACGUCAUCGUGGAGAACGCCGGAAAGCAGAACAAGACGGAGUUUGGAAUCGGCAUCACUUACAAGUUUUGUAAGAGCAUUGCCAACAUGACAGAACUUGCCAACAAUCCCAUGACCAAGACAACAUUGGACUAUUUGUGGACCAAGCGGUUUUACCACUACGGACAAGUUAACCCUCCUCUCGCAAAUUAUGGCGGAACCAUACAAGAUGUAAACGUCAACUGUGCCAAAGGACUACAGAUGCUCUUCGAUUUGAUGAAAGACAAACAUGACAACGUCAAUCGGCCAAGUUACAUCAUACUCUCCUUCCCUUUGUAUGCUCCGGGAAAUUUUCCUGCAAUUGGCCAGGCACUAAGGAAUCUUUCAGUGGACAUAUUUAUUGCUGUGGGGUACCACUCGUAUGGAGACAACUAUUUCGUCAACUGCCGUAUGGUUUCACCAACCAUGCUGAACAAGCAACUUCUCCCACCUGACAUCUACAGUAUCUAUAGCGUCCGUCUGGCCGAAGUCAUGAGCAGCUUGACGGUGAACCCCGCGGCGUGGACACCAACUACUUCGUUUGCCGUGUCCGUUGGCAUGGAAGGUCGUUGGUAUAAGCCAAAGGACCGAGACUACGACCCCAACGGGCCCGGGAAUUACCAGCUUGGCAAGCCGUGCACAAAUGAAUUACCUCUCGGGUUCACGAAGCAGACAUCAGACAUUUUAUGGGCCUGUCGUAACCAUGGGUACAACAAGACAUUCAAGAUCGACCAGACGUUCCAGGCGAUGGUGGGGUACGAUAAGCAGUUCGGCUUUCUCUUCACCUUCGACACAGCUGAAACACUUCGGUCAAAGUUGUGUGAAGCGAAGAGCACCGCCCCAGCUGCGAAGUUUUACAUCGCUGCUGCCGCCAUCGGAGCUGAAGACCACGUUAACGCGUGUGGAUUCGGAGCGUUGACACGACUGCGCAUGCUCAAGGCUCUCACUUAUUUCUUUGCGUACAACUACACCUCAGCUGCGCAAAAGUCAGCAUGCCUCCUGGUCAACCCUUAGUGAGAGCGAGACUGAUAAGUCCCUUCGCAGUGUCUAUAGCCUACGCUACCAUUAUUUUCAGGUCAUUUUUUUUUUGUCCAAUGGUGAGGAAAACCGGCAGCGGUUUUUCAUGCCCAGAUCGGUAAGCAAUAAAAUUUCCUGAGGAGAUAAGAAUCUUGUCAA